This is a messenger RNA of Coturnix japonica (Japanese quail), 1426 nucleotides long. Lineage: Eukaryota; Metazoa; Chordata; Aves; Galliformes; Phasianidae. The record is from RefSeq and is a predicted model, not a curated record.
GUUGACCCAGCUGAGGAUUCAUAGGCGGGCCCGAAGCGUGGGCUGUUGGCUGGGAGCCGCCACCAGGAUGGAAGCACAGGGCUGUGCACCGAGGUGACGAACAGCGAACGGGGCACGGGGCUGAUCUCUGCAGGGGGAGCAGAGGAGCGCCGGGUCCUGCUGAGCUGCCCAAAGGAGGAGAUGAGCCCGGGGCUGCUCCCACCAGGAGGCGAUCACAGAACGCAUUCACAGCCGCGGUGAGAGUUAUGGAGUUAUUGCCGGUUCCGGAGCAGAGCAAAGCACGACCGACGGCGUCCCGUGGCCGGUAACCUCUGCCCUGCAGGUUCGUGCGGCUGGGAGCGUGAUUGCAGCACGGAGAUCACAGCCGGCUCCUCCGCAGCUCUGCGCUGGGAGCUGCCUGACUUCCAUCCCCCACCGAGGAGCAGAGCGCCGCCCGUGGGCAGCGGAGCAGCGGGCAGACACCGUGUCCGUGUGCGGCCAUCGGGCACUGACAGCACAUCGACACUAUUUGGAGCCAUUGCUCCAUAGUCCUGCUCAGGGUGCACGAUGGUGCCACGCCUCAGCCGCUGCUCAAGAAGAGAAGGAAUCGAUUCUCAUUCAGGCUCCGUGCCGUCGGACUGGGACCAGGGCCGGUUCCGACACCAGACCCGGCUCUUCCGUGAUCGGAAGCGGUUCCAUCCAGCCCGGCCGCGCCGUGUCGGACUCAGAGCGGCAGAACAGCACAGAACAGAACAGCGCAGAACAGAACAGAGCAGAGCAGAACAGAACAGCGCAGAACAGAAUAGAACAGCGCAGAACAGAACAGCGCAGAACAGAACGGCGCAGCGCAGCGCAGCUCUCCCGUCCUCCGCAGCUGCGCGGAUCCUCUCUCAUCGCAGCGCCCACCCGCGGCCGUUCCGGCGCCGUCCGUGGGGCGAAGCGAGCGGGGAAACGACGCGACCCCCCCGUCGUGACGGCGGCUGCUCCGCCCGCCCGGCGGCCCCUUGCGGAGGGCGGGGGCUCGGGGCGCCCAAUGGGAGCGGGGCGGCCGUGACGGCAGCGCGGAGCCGCUCCGGGUCCCGGCACUGCGCGUCUCGACGGCCGGAGCUGCGCGGCGCCAUGUCGCGGCUCAGCCCGCAGGAGGAGAACCUGCAGGGUUCCUGGGUUGAACUUCACUUCAGCAGCAAUGGAAAUAGCAAUGGAAACAGUGCGGCAGCGGGCAGCCAAGAACAAGUACCAGCUUCUAUCUCCAUUCACAAUGGUGACAUGGAGAAAAUACUGCUCGAUGCUCAGCAUGAGUCUGGAAGGAGCAGUUCCAGAGAGAGUUCCCAUUGUGACAGGUAAACAAAAUGCUUUGCUGUAAUAAUGGUUACUAUGGGGAAUGGUUUUGAAGUGAGACAGGGGAGGUUCAGGUUGGAUCUGAGGAGGAAGUUUUUCCCCCAGAGGG